AUGAGUGCCAUCAAUGGCGGCCCCGAGCCGCAACAGCAAUCGCCUCCAGCGCAUAUGGCGACCACGACAUUGAAAGUGGACGGAAUGACCUGUGGCGCCUGCACUUCGGCCGUCGAGUCCGGAUUCAAGGGUGUGGACGGCGCCGGUGCUGUGUCAGUCAGCUUGAUGAUGGGCAGAGCUGUGGUACAUCAUGAUCCGGCCAAAUUGUCUCCCGAAAAGAUUGCGGAGAUCAUUGAAGACCGUGGGUUCGACGCCGAAGUCCUCUCAACCGACAUGCCCCGACCUGCUCCUUUUUCCACAACACAGAAUAAUUCCAAGGAAGCGUCCGAUUCGGGACCUCAGAUCACCACUACAACCAUAUCCAUACAAGGGAUGACAUGUGGGGCCUGUACAUCCUCUGUGGAAGCUGGCUUCAAGGAUGUGCCAGGUGUAAAGAGGAUGAAUGUGUCAUUGCUCGCCGAACGAGCGGUCGUUCAACAUGAUGCAAUUGUUAUCACCGCCGAUGCAUUGGCUGAAAUCAUCGAAGACCGAGGUUUCGAGGCCACAGUUGUGGACUCGAAAUUGCAAGAAACUGCGAAGUCUGCGCGCGCGGGCACUGACGAUCCCGGGCACGCUACGUGGAUGACCACCGUUGCAAUUGAAGGGAUGACUUGUGGAGCCUGCACCUCCUCCGUCGAAGGUGCUUUUAAGAGUGUUCCCGGAUUGGCGCGGUUCAAUAUAAGUUUGCUCGCAGAACGGGCAGUCAUUGCUCAUGAUCCUGUGGCUUUACCCUCCGAAAAGAUCGUUGAAAUCAUUGAAGAUUCCGGAUUCGACGCCAAGAUCGUGUCCUCUCAGGCUGAAACCACGAUGCCAAAUAUUUCUGUUACUUCGCAACAACUAAAAAUCUAUGGCCUUCCGGAUGGCCAAACUGCAAUCGACCUGGAGAACCAACUGAGAUCAAAGCCCGGAGUCAAAAAUGCCGUCAUCACUUUAUCCACAUCUCGAGCCACCGUCACGUAUGACCCUACAAUCGUGGGUCUUCGACUGAUUGUCGAUACUAUCGAAGCAGCCGGCUUCAAUGCUUUGGUGGCGGACUCCGAGGACAACAACGCGCAACUAGAGUCCUUGGCCAAGACCAAAGAAAUCCAGGAAUGGCGGCGAGCGUUCCUGACAUCUCUGGCAUUUGCCAUUCCGGUGUUUUUAAUCAGCAUGAUCAUACCCAUGUGUUUCCCCUCGAUCGAUUUCGGUGCCUUUGAAAUCAUACCAGGCUUGUUUUUGGCCGAUGUGGUGUGCUGCGCUUUGACAGUUCCUGUUCAAUUUGGCAUCGGAAGGCGAUUCUACGUCUCAGCAUACAAGAGUCUGAAACAUAAAUCCCCGACAAUGGACGUUUUGGUAGUGCUCGGUACUUCGGCGGCAUUCUUCUUCAGCUGUUUCGCAGUCAUUGUAGCGGUUUUAAUUCCUCCUCAUAACAAACCGGGAACAGUCUUCGACACCAGCACAAUGUUGAUCACAUUCAUCACCCUAGGCAGGUGGCUGGAGAAUCGAGCAAAAGGCCAAACAUCAAAGGCAUUGUCCAACUUGAUGUCUCUCGCACCCAGCAUGGCCACCAUCUAUGAAGAUCCAUUAUACGCAGAGAAGCUUGCCGAUGCUUGGUCGGCCCCCUCGUCGCCCGUCCUCGAGAAAACUCCCACGGGUGAUGCUAGGAAAGAAGGGCAUUCGGGCCCUGCAGGCCCGUCCGCCAUUGAAAAAGUCAUCCCGACCGAACUGAUCGAAGUUGGAGAUGUCGUCAUUCUUCGGCCUGGCGACAAAAUUCCCGCCGAUGGAGUCGUCACGCGUGGUGAGAGCUUUGUGGAUGAAAGCAUGGUCACGGGAGAAGCCAUGCCUAUCUUGAAAAAGAAAGGCAGCGCCCUCAUGGCUGGAACAGUCAAUGGCGCUGGCAAGGUCGACUUUAAGGUUACCCGUGCUGGAAAAGAUACACAACUUAGUCAGAUUGUGAAUCUAGUCCAAGAGGCGCAAACUAGUCGAGCCCCGAUUCAACGGAUGGCCGAUCUGGUCGCCGGCUAUUUCGUACCCAUCAUCGUUUUGCUCGGCCUGGUCACCUUUGUCGGGUGGAUGAUCUUGAGCCAUACCAUGCCCAAUCCUCCCAAGAUUUUCACUGACAAACGAAGCGGUGGAAAAUUCAUGGUCUGUCUGAAACUUUGCAUUUCUGUCAUUGUUUUCGCCUGCCCUUGUGCUUUGGGCUUGGCCACUCCAACCGCGGUCAUGGUGGGAACCGGUACUGCCUCUCAGCACGGAAUCCUGGUCAAGGGAGGUGCGGCACUGGAGACGGCAACUCGAAUCACCCAUAUCGUCCUCGACAAGACCGGAACUCUUACAUUCGGCAAGCUUAAAGUGGCCGAUACACGGAUCGAGUCUCUUUGGGCCUCCAACGAUUGGCGGGUGAAAUUGUGGUGGACCCUUAUCGGCCUUGCUGAAUCAGGCUCUGAACAUCCCAUUGCUAAAUCGAUUCUCGCUGCGGCAAGGGACAAGCUCAAUCUGGACCCUGAGGAAGCUCUCCCUGGCCAAGUCGGAACAUUUGGAGUGACGGUUGGCCAAGGUGUGUCGGCCAUUAUUGAACUCGAUACUCCCGGAGGCGAGAGCCGAUACCAAGUUUAUGUCGGAAAUGCGACCUUCCUUCACAGGAAAAAUAUCGAGAUUCCGUCUCAUGUGGAGGAUGAAGUCAACUCUGCCUUGUCACCCGUGACGAGAACGAAGUCAAAGACUGGGAUUACCACUAUCUAUGUCGCCAUCAAUGGCCAAUAUGCUGGAACCCUCGGGCUCUCAGACACGUUGAAACCUACGGCUCCGGCCGCGAUCACUGCAUUACAUAAGAUGGGCAUUAGGACAUCUUUGGUUACUGGUGACACUUACAACACAGCUCUCAGCAUUGCACAGCUUGUUGGCAUCCCCAAGGAGUCAAUCCGAGCGUCUGUAUCUCCGGGUGACAAGCAAUCAAUUGUGGCCGACCUGCAAUCUCAAGGCGAAAUGGUCGCCAUGGUCGGAGACGGUAUCAAUGACUCUCCAGCCCUCGCAACUGCAAAUGUGGGUGUCGCUUUGGUCUCAGGAAGUGACAUCGCCGUUGAAGCUGCCGAUAUCGUCAUCAUGCGAUCAGACGACCUACUCAAUAUCCCGGCUGCCCUACAUCUCUGUCGUGUCAUUUUCCGUCGUAUCAAGAUGAACCUGAUCUGGGCAUGUGCAUACAAUGUCAUCGGUCUCCCUUUCGCCAUGGGUAUCUUCUUGCCUUUUGGAUACCACAUGCCACCUCUGAUGAGUGCAACCGCAAUGAUGUUCAGUAGUAUUAGCGUCACGCUGUCCAGCCUUGCACUCAGAUGGGCAGGGAGACCGAAAUGGUUAUCUGUCGAAGCGUUGGAGAUGGAGAGUCCAAAGGUCAGCAUACCUACUCGAGGGUACAGCAAGAAGCCGACCAGCUGGGUUAGCAAAGUCGGUGACACGGUGUCUGAUAUCUUUGAUGGCGCCAUGGGCAAGAGAAGGAGUUGGCUUUGGAGAGUGGCAGAGGGAAGGGAAAGGGGCAAUUAUGUUCCUCUUCGGCCUGUAGAGGUUGGAGAGGUUGUCUAG
Rhinocladiella mackenziei CBS 650.93 is the source of this 3594-nucleotide messenger RNA. RefSeq lists its product as uncharacterized. Gene Ontology annotation, molecular function: copper ion binding; P-type divalent copper transporter activity; ATP binding. Bases 1 to 3594 code for a protein of 1197 amino acids. NCBI's taxonomy places the organism in Eukaryota, Fungi, Ascomycota, Eurotiomycetes, Chaetothyriales, Herpotrichiellaceae. The record is from RefSeq and is a predicted model, not a curated record. Gene Ontology annotation, cellular component: membrane. Gene Ontology annotation, biological process: copper ion homeostasis; monoatomic cation transport. The transcript has a single exon.